AUGAUAUUUGACAUCCAGAUGACCCAGUCUCCAUCCUUGUCUGCAUCUCUAGAAGACAGAGUCAGCAUUACUUGCAGAACAAGGGAAAACAUUGGUAAUGGGUUAGCCUGGUAUCAGCAGAAAGCAGCCCCUAAGGCUCCCCCUCCUCCGGAGAGCCAAUUGCUUGUGCCUCUUCCUUCUGCACCUUCCCCUGCCCCACCCUCUUCUUCCCUAUACCCCACCAUUCUUAAGGAGAAGAUUCCCAAAGAAAAACCUCCGAAACCUACCUCUGCGCUCCCUCCCAUCCUUCCUCCUAACCCUGACUCUUUUCUCACUGACCUUCUAUCAGAAGAACCUCCUUAUGCAGAUCCAGAGGAUCCAGAGAGUCCGGAUGGGCCAGAGACUGCAGCAGCGGGAGGACAGCCUGCACAAGUCUCCCCAGCCCCUUCACCCAUGGCUGGAAGACUCCGGGGAAUGCGAGAGCCACCCCCUGAUUCGACUUCUCAUGCUCUACCCUUGAGAGAGGGCCCAAACGGCCAACAGCAAUACUUGCCAUUCUCUGCCUUAGAUCUAUACUAUUGGAAACACCAUAACCCCCCAUUCUCCAAAGAUCCAAUAACGCUGACUAACCUGAUUGAGUCUAUUUUAGUCACCCACCAGCCCACUUGGGAUGAUUGCCAGCAACUCUUGACCUCAGAAGAAAAGCAAAGAGUCUUUUUGGAGGCUCGGAAAAACGUCCCAGAUGACAACGGUAGCCCAACCCUUUUGCCUAACGAAAUUGAUGAGGCCUUCCCUCUGACACGACCUGACUGGGAUUUUACCAUGGCUGCAGGCAGGGGACAUCUAUGCCUCUAUCGCCAGUUGCUAAUCAUGGGUCUCCGAGGGGCAGCACGCCGCCCCACCAAUUUGGCCCAGGUUAAGCAAGUAAUACAGGGAAAUGAAGAGACACCCUCAGCCUUCUUAUAAAGGCUCAAGGAUGCUUAUAGGAUGUAUACCCCCUAUGACCCUGAAGAUCCAGGGCAAGUUACAAGUGUAUCCAUGUCUUUCAUUUGGCUGUCUAGUCCGGAUAUUAGAAGCAAAUUACAGAGGCUCGACGGUCUCCAGGGGUAUACUAUACAAGACUUACUAAAAGAGGCAGAGAAGAUUUUCAAUAAGAGAGAGACUCCAGAAGAAAAAGAGGAAAGAUUAUGGCAGAGAAUGAAAGAUCGGGAGGAUGAAAGAGACAAAAGGAGAAAAAAAGAAUUAACUAGGGUGUUGGCCACCGUGGUUCAGGGACAGAAUAGAGAGGGAGACAGGAAGGGAGAACGACUUAGGGCCAAGGUGGACAGAGACCAAUGCGCCUAUUGUAGAGAACGAGGACACUGGAUUAAGGAUUGCCCCAGGAGGAACAAAGGACCUAGGAAGCCCAGGCCCCAAACCUCCCUCCUCACCUUAGAGGAUUAGGGAACUCAGGGCCAGGAGCCCCCUGAGCCCAGGAUAAUUCUUGAUGUCAGGGGGCAACCAAUCACCUUCCUAGUAGACACCAGGGCCCAGCAUUCAGUCCUGACCCAGACUUCAGGGCCACACAGCGAACGGUCUGCUUGGGUCCAAGGAGCCACUGGUGGCAAGAGAUAUCGAUGGACAACCAAUCGGAAGGUUCAGCUGGCUACCAGUAAGGUGACACAUUCCUUUCUGCAUGUUCCAGACUGUCCCUAUCCCUUGUUGGGUAGGGACCUCCUCACCAAGCUAAGGGCCCAAAUUCAUUUCGAGGACACAGGGGCUAAGAUAACGGGCCCAGAUGGAGGUCCCCUCCAAAUUUUGACCCUCCAGCUGGAGGAUGAAUAUAGACUUUAUGAGCCCCCAGGGCAACAGACAAUUGACAUGGACCCUUGGCUCAAUGACUUUCCAUUGGCAUGGGCAGAGACCAGGGGAAUGGUGGCUUUAUAACAACCUUUACUUAUCAUUCAAUUGAAGACAACAGCUACUCCUGUUUCAAUCAAGCAGUACCCCAUGUCCCAUGAAGCAUAUCAAGGCAUAAGGCUCCACAUAAAAAGACUGCUGGAUCAGGGCAUUCUCACUCCCUGCCAGUCACCAUGGAAUACCCUUUUACCAGUAAAGAAACCGGGGACUGGGGACUACUGGCCAAUGCAGGAUUUGAGGGAGGUCAACAAAAGGGUGGAGGACAUACACCCCACGGUCCCCAACCCCUACAACUUAUUGAGCACUCUGCCACCAUCCUACAUUUGGUAUACCGUAUUAGACUUAAAGGAUGCCCUCUUCUGCUUGCGGCUGCAUCCGGAGAGCCAGUCCCUUUUUGCCUUUGAAUGGAAGGACCCAGAUCUUGGACUUUUGGGUCAAUUGACCUGGACACAGCUCCCCCAGGGGUUCAAGAACAGCCUGACCCUCUUUGAUGAGGCCUUACACCGGGACCUGGCAGAUUUCCGGGUUCAGUACCCUGCCCUGACAUUGAGCCAAUACGUAGAUGACCUUCUUCCGGCGGCCGCUUCAGAGAAAGAAUGUCAGGAGGGUACAAAGGCCCUCCUACAGACAUUGGGACAAGCAGGAUAUCGGGCAUCAGCCAGGAAGGCUCGGAUAUGCCAGAAGCAAGUCAUUUACCUAGAUUAUCAAUUAAAAGAUGGACAGAGAUGGCUGACCGAGGCACGCAAACAGACUGUCACUAACAUUCCUGCCCCCCGGAAACCCCGCCAGCUGAAAGAGUUCCUGGGAACAGUGGGAUACUGCCACCUCUGGAUCCCAGGGUUUGCAGAGAUGGCUGCACCCUUGUAUCCAUUAACUAAACAAGGAACAAUGUUUGAUUGGGGACUGAUGAAUGGCCAAGCCUGCGCUCAGUUAAACGCAGGCAGAACCAAGCUUGGUCCAGGAGUUCGGGCACGGGGUCAUCGUCCCGGAGUACAUUGGGAGAUCAACUUUACAGAGGUCAAGCCAGGUCUCUAUGGCUACAGAUACCUCUUGGUGUUCAUAGACACUUUUUCAGGAUGGGUGGAAGCCUUUCCCACCAAACACGAAACCGCAAAGGUGGUGACCAAAAAGCUCUUGGAAGAAAUCUUUCCCAGGUACGGAAUGCCUCAAGUCUUAGGCACCGAUAAUGGGCCCGCCUUCGUCUCCCAGGUAAGUCAGUUGGUGGCCAAACUCCUAGGGGUCGAAUGAAAAUUACAUUGUGCGUAUAGACCCCAAAGUUCAGGGCAGGUAGAACGCAUGAAGAGAACAAUUAAGGAGACCUUAUCCAAAUUAACGCUUGCAACUGGCACUAGAGACUGGGUGCUCCUCUUACCACUGGCCCUGUACAGGGCCCGCAACACUCCAGGGCCUCAUGGACUGACACCUUUUGAAAUUCUAUAUGGAGCUCCUCCCCCAUUUAUAAAUUUCUUUGAUUCAAACACUGCCGAUUUUGCUGACAGUCCUUCUCUGGAAGCCCAUUUACAGGCUUUACAGAUUGUGCAAAGAGAGGUUUGGAAGCCACUCGCCGCUGCUUACCGAGACCAAAUGAACAAGCCGGUGGUACUGCAUCCCUUCCAGAUAGGAGAUACUGUUUGGGUCCGCAGACACCAGACCAAAAACUUGGAACCUCGGUGGAAAGGCCCUUACACUGUCCUUCUGACCACCCCAACGGCACUGAAGGUUGACGGCAUCACAGCCUGGAUCCACGCCUCACACGUUAAGGCCGCUCAUACAGCUGAGAAAGCAGAGCCAGCCACGACCCCAGCAUGGAGAAGCCAACACACUCAAAACCCCUUAAAGAUAAGGCUUACCCGUGGGGCCCUUUGA
This is a messenger RNA of Microtus ochrogaster (prairie vole), 3744 nucleotides long. RefSeq lists its product as uncharacterized. The record is from RefSeq and is a predicted model, not a curated record. Lineage: Eukaryota; Metazoa; Chordata; Mammalia; Rodentia; Cricetidae.